Molecule: messenger RNA, 1642 nt
Organism: Dioscorea cayenensis subsp. rotundata (Guinea yam)
Lineage: Eukaryota; Viridiplantae; Streptophyta; Magnoliopsida; Dioscoreales; Dioscoreaceae
Exons: 1
Coding region: 42-1487 (481 amino acids)
Biological process (GO): positive regulation of growth
Source: RefSeq, a predicted model, not a curated record
AUUUGCCGGCCAACCUUGUGAAUUGUUUUCUAUCAACAUUAAUGGUAAUGGGAGUUCCAAUGGCAUGGCUUUCAGAGCUCAAAGCUCUGGUUAGCAGCAGCACUGGCUAUGAUGAUCACCAUGUCUUGCACCAAGAAACCAUUGGUAUCCUUGCCUUUGAAGCAGCUGCAACCAUGGCUCGUCUUGUCUCGCUCUACAAAGCUCUAUCUGAGGCUGAGAUCCUUCGGCUCCGCUCUGACACCAUGCGGUCACAAGGCGUCGCUUAUCUCAACUCCACCAACCAGCCCUUUCUUCUCCGGCUUGCUUGCGCAGAGCUCAUGACUGAGCUCGACCGUACUGCUUUUGUGAUCUCUCGUUUUGAUAAGAAACAUCAUGGGUUGACUCAGGUUAAGAGAUUUAUCCGUGUUUAUUCUGAUCUCAAGGCCGGGAAUUGUUCUGAUUUGGAACAGUCAUGGUUCUCAAAGAAGAGAGCUGAGAAGAAGGUGAGAAAGAUGGAGAAGUAUAUCACUGCAACAUCAAAGCUGUGCACAGAGAUGGAGGUUUUGGAGGUUUCAAGACAGAAGCUCAACAAACAGUGCAACAGAUACAGUGGUCCAAUGCCAGUUUCAAAGGUAGUUAGUAAUGCUACCAAUGAUUUACUUGCAGAUAUAAAGGCUCAGGAUCAAAAGAUUCACAAGUUGAAGGAGGAGUCUCUGUGGAGCAAAACAUUUAAUAAGGUGAUUGGAAUCAUGGCUCCUUUGGCUUUCUUUAUCUUUGCACGUAUCUGUUCUGUUUUUGGUCCGUUUGUUCCUGGUCUGCCAGCAGUGGUUACACUUGAUGGAAAGAACUCAUCCAUAAGCUUUGCCCCUGUCUCCAAACUUAGAUUUCCCUCACGUUUAUCCUCAUCCGGACCAAUGGAGAAACAAGCAGUGAUCAACUCAAAGGAAGUGCCAAUCAGAAACUCAUGCCCAAUAUUUGGUUCAAAGGAUCAAACAGAACCUCAUGGGAACUGGAAAAAGCUCUUGGAAGCACCUUCAAAGACUGUUGGAGGAUCAUCCAUGGCCUUAAGAUAUGCAGAUGUUAUUGUUUCAGCAGAGAAGCUACUGUUAAUGAAGUCAAACAGCAAUGAAAGCAAGGGAGAGAGUAUUGUGAGAGAUGAAAUAUAUGAGAUGUUGCCAUUAAGGUUACGUGAAGCUGUGAGAAGGAAGUUGAGGGAGUGUUGGAGAGAUCCAGGACCGUUGGAUGGAAGUCUUGCGGAUGGAUGGAAAGAGGCAGUGGAGAGGAUAAUGAGAUGGUUGAGUCCUGUGGCGCAUGACACGUUAAGGUGGCAGGCAGAGAGGAACAUGGAUCGCCGGCAUUGUUUUGAUCCAAAACCAAAGGCUUUGCUGCUGCAAACCUUGCAUUUCUCGGACAUGGACAAGACUGAGGCUGCCAUUGUUGAGGUUCUUGUGGGUUUGAGUUGUGUUUGUUGGUAUGAAGAGAGAUGUCAUGAAUCAUUGAGAUUGUAGCUUGCAUGUAUGUGUUUAAUUAAUUAAUUUGGUCUCUUUUUUUUUCAUUUUUUGUAUAUAUAAAUUGUUGAUCUUUUCUAUUAUUAUGAGCUAGUUUACAAUACAUGAUGAAACUAGGUGCAAUGUAAUACAUCUUUUUUGGGAAAAGAUUUGCA